UGCGCGGCUUCGGGAAUCAUAUAUAAAGAAGCCUUAUCAGCCUCGAGCCUGACACAUUCCACUAAAGACACAUCGCAGCAGCUUCGCGCGAAAGUCGAUCGAGUAGUGCGCGCACCUGUUAACGCCGCCGCCGGUGGUCCAUACGCGAUCAUGCCGGGCCUGUUGGUGAGCCUCGCCCUCCUGGGCCUGGUGCUUCUGGCCUUCCGCUUCUACGCCCGCUACAAGCUCGACUACUGGAAGCGCCGAGGCGUCGAGCAGCUGCCCCAGUCGAACGUCGUUUUCGGCAACUUCAAGGACGCGGUCCUCUUCCAGACGGCCCCGGGCUGGCAUCUCGGUGUCCUGCACAAGUCGGCCGUGAACCAGGACGCUCCGUUCCUCGGCUUCUACAUCUUCCACAAGCCCUGCCUGCUGCUGCGCGACCCCGAGAUCAUCAAGCAGAUCAUGAUCCGGGACUUCGACAACUUCUCCGACCGGCACUUUGCCGGUUCCCAGCAGAAGGACAGCAUCGGCAUGAAGAAUCUCUUCGGCCUGAAGAACCCCGCGUGGAAGUACCUCAGGUCCAAGAUCAGCCCGACCUUGGCCAGGGGCAAGCUAAAGCAGAUGCUGCCGCUGAUGAUGCAGACCGGUAAGCCCAUGAUGGAGUACCUGGAAGCCCAGGGCAUCGAUGCCAACAACGAGAAGAUGAUAGACGCGCAGGAGCUCAACUACAAGUACGCUACCGAUCUCAUUGCCAAUGUCGCGCUCGGCACCCCCAUGGACUCGUUCCAUCGUCCCAACGAGGAAUUCAGCAAAGCAGUGUACCAGUUCUUCCACGGAUUCAAGCGGAUGAUCGCCUUGGUCACGGUGUUCUUCGUGCCGGAAUUAGUGGAACUGAUAGGCCCCAGCCUGCUGUUCAACUCGAAAUUCGUGAGAAAAGUGUUCUGGAACGCCGUCAACAGCCGCGAGAAGAACGGCGAGAAACGGGGCGACUUUAUCGAUUCUCUGAUCCAACUGAAGAACGGCGAACAGAAUCCCGUUUACAAGUUCGAGGGCGAGAACCUGCUGUACCAAUCGGGCACCUUCUUCUCGGGCUUCGAGUCCAGCUCGACGACGACGGCGUUCACCCUGAUGGAGUUGGCGGCUCACCCGGAGAUCCAAGAACGCGCUCGGCAAGACAUCGAGCGCGCUAUCGAGGAACACGGCAUGACGUACGAGGCGUUCAACGACAUGAAAUAUCUCGACCAGUGCUUGGCCGAGGGCGUCAGGUUACAUCCGCCGGUCUCGACCAUCGACAGAUACACUCGCCAGGACUAUACGAUUCCCGGCACAGAUAUCGUGAUUGAAAAGGGAACUGCGAUAUACAUAUCGCUCUACGGUCUGCAAGAGGAUCCGAGAUUCUUCACGCGUCCCUCGGUGUUUGAUCCAGAACGUUUCGCGGAUGACAGAAAAGUGUCGGACGCGUUCAUUCCCUUCGGAAUCGGCCCCAGGAUGUGUGUUGGCAUGAAGGCAGGACAACUGCAUGCUAAAGUAGUAUUGGCUAUGAUACUGCGGGAGUACACGGUGACGCAGCGACCGGAGAACAAGUUAGUCUUAGAUCCGAGAUCGACGUUCACGGCUGCCGCCGACGGAAUCAAUCUACACUUUAGAAAGAAUAUCAAAUAGGAUUACGUACUUGUAUAACGUUCAUCGUCACUCCUAUAUACACCGAGCGGGCUCGCUGACGAUCGAGGGAAUGUAAUGCAUGAGGGCAUUUUAUAUGCCUAUAUUUUUCUUCUUAACGAAUGUUUGAAAAAUUGAAAAAUCAUUAAUGAAACAGUGAUUUUUACUUCGAUUAAAAGAUGCGCUGAUGAAUUUCGAAGUUAAUAUACGCUACAAAUUUUUCUUUAUCAUAGUUAUGAUACAAAAAUUCUAAACAAUAAUGAAUAGUAGAUGCACGUGAUUAUCAUUGCAGCGUAUAUUAACUUCGAAAUUCAUCAACGCAUCUUUUAAUCGAAGUAAAAAUCACUGUUUCAUUAAUGAUUCUUUUAAUUAACUAAUCUAUAUGUAUAUAUUUUUAAUAUUCGAUGAUCUUGCUGUGAGGACAAUUAUAUUUAUUUUUAUAAAAACCAAAGAAUAACAAUGUACAGCUCAGUUCACUGAUACAAUUUGAUAAUUGUCAAGAAAUAAUUAGUGAAAAAAAAAAUAUUUGCUUAUUUGUAAUGAGUAUAAAUAUGUUAUAGAAAUCGAUAAACUAUGUCAACUAUCCUUUUUGUAUAUAUAAUGUUUAAAUAAAAUACUUAUAUUAUUAAAAUUAAAAUAUUCUCCAAA
This is a messenger RNA of Nasonia vitripennis (jewel wasp), 2286 nucleotides long. RefSeq names its product cytochrome P450 6k1. Lineage: Eukaryota; Metazoa; Arthropoda; Insecta; Hymenoptera; Pteromalidae. Gene Ontology annotation, molecular function: iron ion binding; monooxygenase activity; heme binding. The transcript is spliced from 5 exons. The record is from RefSeq and is a predicted model, not a curated record. The coding region runs from base 151 to 1641 and encodes 496 amino acids.